Messenger RNA from Marasmius oreades (fairy-ring Marasmius), 578 nucleotides. RefSeq lists its product as uncharacterized. Lineage: Eukaryota; Fungi; Basidiomycota; Agaricomycetes; Agaricales; Marasmiaceae. The transcript is spliced from 4 exons. Bases 110 to 403 code for a protein of 97 amino acids. The record is from RefSeq and is a predicted model, not a curated record.
UUAUAAUUCCCACAGAUACAUUGGCCUCAUACCAUCUUCCGAGUCCUUCCUUCCCCCUCCACCAGUAUCAACACCAGUGAAUCGCUAACCGCUCAAACGCUUGAACACUAUGGCUGAAGUCGCUUCUCCACCUGCCACCAUCGAGAUCAACGAAGCGUUGUUCUGUUCUCAUUUCAAAGAAAUCUGCGAGGAAUGUAGCUACGACGGAAGAGAAGAGAACGAUUCUUUCUUUGGGUUCGAUUUCAUCGAUAGAGAUCCAAUCGAGCCACCUGCGACGACACAGAACAAGGAUGGAGUGUAUCAGUGUAAGAAGCAUGGAUCUGCUGGUUGCACUCAAUGUUUUGGAUGGAAGAAGCAAAUUACCAGAUUACGUACGGCUGCUAAGAAGGCGGGGAAGAAGUAAUUAGAAAGAGAUAUCGAAAAUGGUUGAUGGUAGAGAGGAAGCGGAAACGGAAUGCGUUCGAUUCCCACUCGGAACGGUGUUCGAGAUUGUAAAGAAAGGGGGGAAGAUGUAGUUUGUAUGUAUCCAUCUGAACACGAACAUAUUCAAGGACACAAAUCAGACCCUUGCUUGCGUC